CGGGGGCGCGCGCGUUCACAUAGCACAGCGCUUCCUCUUCCCGUGCUGGUGCCCGCCUGAGAGGGACGGUAGAAAAUGGCGAGUCUGUGCAAAAAGCAGCAAUGCACAAUCGACAGGCGCGGCUUUCGGCAGGAACUUGACUCGUGGCGACACAAACUCCUUCACUGUGUAGGUUUUGAGAGCAUCCUCGAAGGUCUGAUUGAUCCAGAGCUGGUAGAAGACCUAAAAUUAUUUAAGGACUUGACGCCUGUUGCAGUGUCUGAUUGGUCAUUUGAUGAAAAUUGCCUUUUCUGCUGUAUGAGAAGAGACAAAGUCAAAGAACACAUAAUUGGCUUGAAUAAGGAGGGUCUUGAAGACACCCCCAAACCCCUCCUGGUUAAAGAUCAGAUCACAAUAAUUAGACUAGAGAAACAAGCUGAAGAAUUUCUCAGUGCUGUUCUCCGCAGAAAAGAUGUGCCAGGUUUCUCAGACCCUCACAUUCCAGUAGUGGCUCGUGAGAUUCUUCAGAGAAUGAUCAGUCAGUUUGCUGCCGAAUAUACCUCAAAAACCAGCUCCCCUCAGGACGGUUGCUCAGACUCCCUGCCUCACACUGACCAAAGCCUGCCGACCCCACCCUUACUGACAGGGGCUCCUCCUCCUCCUACCAGUCCUGCCACCCUUCUGGCUGGGCCAGCACACAACCAGAACCCCGUCCUAAGUAAGCUCCUCAUGGCGGACCAGGAUGCUCCUCUUGACCUCACCAUCAAGAAACCCACGGCAGAGCCCGGUGAACAAGAAGGAGUUCUUGACUUGUCGAUCAAAAAGAAUCGCUAUAGCAGUGGCGUACCUGUCCAGAGUGCCUGCCUUUCUCCGGCCACAUCCACACUGAAGGGGCGAUCCUUGAGAGCGGACGGACAAGUCGGGCUGUAUAAGAGGAGCCGACAGGAUGGGAGGAGGAGGGAGAAUUUCGGCCACUCUGCCUGUUAUAAGCCUUCCUCGUCCCUUGCAUACUCGCUGCACAUCAAAGAGGAAGCCGAUCUGGAGAGCGACCCAGAGUCACCUCUCAGCCAUAACCACCUUUCCAGCCCUACUGAGAUUUUCAGAAAUGCGUCUUCUUCUGGGAAUUCUAAAGCCCAUUUCGGGGCCCUACUCAAACUCAAAACCAGCAGCGAAGCAGGCGAGCACCUUAAAGCCAUACCAAGGUUGUUGAAAGCGGCAGGACUUUUGACAAAGUCGCUUUCCACUGACAGAGGAAAUCUCAAUGAGACCUGUGUGGAGCAAGACCUGUCCCUUUCUCAUUCCUCCCCUUUUGACCUCAAGAUCCCUCAAGUGCGAGCUGUGGGCAAAGGAGCCGACCCGUGCUGGGAUUCCAUAGCCACAGAAUAUUCAGGUUCCCUCUCUGAGAAUGGUUUUGGAACGAAGCUUUGCUCUGUUCUACCCAGACAGAUCCAGAAAAGGAGCAGCGUGGGAUCUAAUAGCUCAGGUUCAGAGAAGGAAUAUUGGCCUUUCCCUACUGACCGUCAAUCCUUGGGGGAGAAUUAUUCAGUCGAUUCAGAGUCUGAUCCGGGGAACAAGCAGCCAAGGAAGAAACGGGGGCGAUAUCGACAAUACAACACCGAGCUGCUUGAAGAGGCCAUUGUGGUGGUGAUGGGUGGGAAAAUGAGUGUGUCUAAAGCCCAAUCAGUCUAUGGAAUUCCACACAGCACCCUGGAAUACAAAGUUAAGGAGCGCCUGGGGACCUUGAAACAUCCCCCUAAAAAGAAAAUGAAGCCGAUAAGCCAGGGGGAGGAAAUGCGGGUUUCACAGUCCCCCGAAGGGAAAGGGCUGGCAAACUCUCAGAACACCGUCUCCGUCUCAGAGAAAAAAGAGGAGUCUCCAGACUUGUGUGCUGCGAAGGCAAAAGAUCUGCAGUCAGCCUCCACUCUGGAGCAGUUCAUGGCCAAACUCUGCCCCCACCAUCAGAGACAGAUCAUAGAUGCUAUAGGCUUUCUUCAGAUGGAAGUUAAGGCACAUGCAUCCUCAAAUACACAGAAAGCCCUGAACUCUACCUCUGACACCCACGGGACCACCUGUUCCAAUGCAGUCACUCCUGAGAAAUUACGCCCUCAACUAAGCAUUCCCAGUCAGUCCACUUCUCGGCCAGAAGUCCAGGAACUCUCCCGUUCUGUGCCAAGCAGCUGUGCAAUUAAGAAGGUCCCGGAGAAUGCUGUGUCCCCGAAAACAUCUGUAACUGCUGGCCCUGCUUUGGAUCUUUGCAGCCCCGGGUCCGGGACUAACGACGCUCUGGCCUCGCCCACUGCACACGCACCUCUUAAGAUGAAAAUCAUGACCAGCAACGCUGCUGGUAAGAAGCUGUCAUGUGUGCUCAACGCCACUCUUUCUUGCACCACAUUGGAGGACAAACAGGGUAACUCGCCUUCAUCCAACAGAGCAGAGACUCAUAGUGCCAGACUCAGCUCUUCUAUAAAGAGACACAGUCAGACGAGUCUUAGUCUGCAAGUAGGGCAAAGAGAGACUCUCGGAUAUGCCAAAGAUACACCAGCAAAAGUGUUUCCAGUCCACUUGACCAUUCCGUCAGACUCUGCGCGGACUGCUAGGAAGACCAUCAGAGGCUCCUCUGAGCAUCGAGCUAGGGACCCUGCUUGUAGAUCGGUGAUCGACCCAGAUCUUGGCCAUUGUGACAUUGUUUUUAUUGACAAACCUAUUACAGAAUGUUUGAAGGAGCAGCGGCGCAGCCUGCACCCGCGUCGCAAUGCCAGAAAAAGCACCAGGGGCCAUCUGUACGCAGAUGAAAUCUGGGAGGUAAAAACUGUCCGGACACUGGCCGGGCGGGGCAACUGUCCCAAUCCCAUGCCGGAGCUGAUGACGCUGGUCACCCCAAAACAAGUCCUUUCGAAACCAGAAGGGGUACCUCCUGUGGAUAUGCCUUUUGCUGGAGCAUGCAGGGACACCAUGAUUCAACAAAUCCUCACAGAAGAGACGGAUGAGAGCGUAAUACCAGGAGCUGAUGUUGUAGAGAUAGCAGCCAGCAAAGUGGACGUUGUUGUUGAAACUAGUCAGACGGAUCAGUGUCAGAGCAAGGGGCAGCCCAGUCCACACUCCCUGUUAAUAUGCUCAGGAGAGAACGAAGACACCGAUCUGAACGCAGAGCAGAAGGAACGGGAAGUAAGUCCAGAAUCAGGGAAGAAGACAGUAAGUGAAGAAAGUGCUGGUCAGUCUUCUUUUGAAGCGGUGAAAGAGAAUGAGCCAGAGCCUCAAGAGGGCACAAAGGACAGAGCACAGCCAACACUGGUAGAAACGGAGGGUGAGCCACCAGAGAGCAUCACCACAGAGGAAGCUGCAAAGCAGCCCCCAUCAGAUACACUGCUCCCCAGUGAGCCCGUUCAGCAGCCGGACAGCCCUCAGCCAGCACUGAGUCAAGUCGAGGAAGAGAAAGAAGAUAAAGGGGAGAAAAUAAAAGACGAGCAACCUCAGGAACCUCAGCCUCAGGAACUUCAGCUGGAGACACAGAAACACUGUGACAGCCAUCUAGUGUCAGGGAAGGCCAUCGCCACAGGCUCAGCGGAGGAGAUGGUUGUGAAAGAUGCAGAACCUAGAAAACCUGAGGCAGUUGACGGUACAGUUCCCUUCGAGAAGGAAGAAAGUGAGUGUGAUCUGUCACUGGAUGCCCUCUUGCCUCCUUGGCGUAGGAAAAAAGGCACCAAGAUUCCUCCAACGAGGUUGAAAGAAACGGAUGCAGUGAUAGUGGGUUAUGUUAAAUGUCAACCAGUGUCUGCCUCUGACAGAAAUCUGCGCCACAGACCCGCCGGCAACCAAACAUCACCAUGUAAAACUCCAGGGAAAGCUGGUCAGAACGUACCCACCAAGAGUUUAGUUAGUUCUGCUCUUCAGUCUAAAGUUGAAAGCAGCGAAUUUCAGAAAUCUACUCUUGAAAAACAAAAGACUGUCAAACCGGUAGAGACCACCAUUGCAGUUGUGCAAGAGGCAGAACCAGUCCUUGACAUUCCAUCAAGUCCAGUUUCUAAGUUUUCCUCAAGGACUAAGCAAACCCACAAACGAAAGAAAGGCCAGGAUAGUUUGCCAGUGCUCUCUGAUGAGGGUCCUGAUCACACUCAGAGCUCAGAGCCCAAACGGCAGCUUCGAUCAACCAGCCAGAGGCCCUCUGUCACUCCGGCGUCACCACCCGCUCUAAAUGUCAUCACUUCCAUUUCCUCUCCAGAAUCGUCCACCCUCAUUCUUCCACCCGCAGAGCAGCGCACAACACUUAUCCUCCCUCUCCCACUUCAGGUCAGCUCGUCUCCUGUGGUCAGGUCAGAACCCCCACCCUCCGAGCAGUCCCAGCCGAACACAGUCCCUCAAACUGUGGAAUUAAACACUGGAAAAGCAGAGCCCAUGGAGUCAACAUCAGGAUCUGUACACAAAAGUGAAGCAGAAGGGGUAACGAAUACCAAACAAAAAUUAAGAUCUGCAAAGGAUGUUUCAGAGGACGCUAAUAGUGAAAAACAGACGCUAGGUGAUGAGGUCUCAAAUCCUGCUGAAAGCGUAGGUAAUAUCAAGACCGAGACUCAGUUUAUGCCUUUAAGAAGCAAGCGUGUUCUCCGAAAGGACGCAGAUGCAAGUGAUGUCGCAUUGACCCAGAAGAAAUGCGUUGCAUCCACAGAGGAGAGGCCUGCAGGCGGAGAGGAUAACAGCUCUGUAUCGGAAAGGCCCACAAGGAUGCCGUUAAGGAGCGAGACGAGCAGGACCGAAGCGUCUCAACAUGCUGCCGCCCCGUCAUCCCCAGCAGCGAACAAGAAAUUAACCCUGAGAUCACAAAGAUCUGCCGCACCCGCCGCCAGUGCUCAUACUGAGACUUCAAGGCAGAGCGACGUCGCGUCCCCUCUGAGGGUAAUGCCAGAGAGAACCCCCAAAGCUCAGGCCAAGCCCUGUCCCACAACGUCUCCAGCUGUGCCCCACUGCUCGCACCUCCCCGCCACUGCUCCCAAACCCGGACCCCCAAAACCAACGCCCAACAAAUUCUUUGAGACUCUGACUGGCGAAGAGAGCCAGCAACUCAUUACAAAUCUGAAUAUCAAGUUCGACAAGAUGCAGAAAGGCUGGGUGCAAAUGGACAAAGACGGACAGCCAGCAGUCAAGUACAGAAACAAAUCGGACCGGCAGGCAGCUAUCUGGAAAAGCAAACGCAGGGCGCGCAAACCAAAGUCCUCAGAGCAGCAGAAAUACUCACCUGUCCAAAUGCUCUUCAUGAAAGGGUUCAAUCUCACCAGCAUCUGUCGCUGGUAUCUCGAAUCCACAGAAACAAAGUCCCUGGUUAUUGUCAAGAAGGUGAACACGCGUCUUCCAUCAGAAACUCAGCUGUGCUUCCACAGCUCCUCGAACACACCGGGGACCUCGCAGGGGGUGUUCCCAAGCCUGCAGGCAGAGCGCCUAAAGAAACAUUUGAAGAAAUUCGCCAUUGCUUCUCCUGUGAAGAGCAAUCCCAAGAGUCAGAAGCUCAUUGCUAAAGCAUUGGAGCAAGAGGGAAUUGCAGUCAAGGGGAAAGAAAAAGCCGAACUCCCUAGCAACGCUCAGACUCCGACUAAAGCGUAUUCCUCUGCCAAAGCUUCGGCACAGAUAAAUGAGUCACAGAAAACCUCCGGAAAAUCAAAGAACCCGGCAAGCGCUCGAAUCCUGAGGAAAUACUCCAACAUUAGAGGGAAGAUGCAGGUCCAGCAAACCAACGUUAGACUUAAGGGGGCCUCAAAAAUGCUCAAAAGCAAAAAAAUACCAACAUUAUCCGCCGCCAAGUCCGCAGCUAAAACAAAUUUAAAGCGGCCCCUGAAGGGGCAGAAACCGGCCUUAGCCGUUAGCAAACAAAUGAAAGAGAUCUCAGUAAAACUGGAAAGGAGGAAGCUGCUGGCUGGGAAAACCUCCAAAAAGCAUUUGACUCAAGACAGGGCUGUCAAGGCUCAGGGCAGCGGCAGAGCGUCCAGAGACGCGACGAAAGAAACGCCGCCAAAGAGAUUUUCCCAACGACUCGGGUCCCCUAAAAUGUCCGAGCACAACCCGGAGCACACCCCGAAAAGCAAAGUUGCUAGUAAAAAACAAACCGAGGCUGGCAAAGCGGACGUGGAGAAAAGCUCGGCGAACAGAGUGAAUCCGGCAAAGGUCCAAACAAAAGAGCCCCCAGUGAGCACGCCGGCGGAAAGCAGAGGGGGCGAGAGCGCCCCCGGGAGCCCAGCGCAGAGCCCAGAGCUCAAAGCGCCGGCCCCCGCCGACCAGGUGCUGACACGCUCCCAGAGGAGGAUGGAGGGGGCCGCCCCGCCGAGCGGGAGCCCCGGUAACGCCUCCAAGAGGGCCGCCAAGUCCGCCACCCCACAGGCCGCAUCCCCCAAGUCACUCAGGAAGGGGGAGGAGCCCGCGGUGACCAGAAGUGGAGCCUCGAAGAGAAGCCAGGCGGCCCUGUUGCCACGCGGUGCCGCCAAAGGGACCACCACCAGAGCCCAGGAGCUCUUAGAGACCCCCACCAAGCGCACCAGGACUAAGUGACACGGGCCUGCCCAGAGGGCUGGUCUUCGUUUAGAGGGUUUUUCUUUUAUCUGCUGACAGAGGCCCAGACGUGUCGAAUUUGCGUUCUCUCCAAACUCUUCAGGGGACACUCUGUUCGGUAGGAAGUACCAGGGAAAGAACAGCUUUUCAAUUUCUCUUGCUUUUGUAAAGCCUCAGAGUGAAAGAUGCUAACAUGACGUCACAUUUGCUUAGCAUUUUCUCCGCGUGCAGCGGCUACAGACGAGUCUCGGACGACGUCUCUUUUUUCAGUACUCUGACACGGCUGGAGAUUACAAAAGCCUGUCAACCCUCAUUUUAGAUCAUGGAACAAGAAACUUUAAGAUUAGAUGCUGUUCAAGGUGGCAAAAAGUAAAUUCACCUUCUUGUUUUUUUUUCCCCAUUGCGUGUGUUGUUUUAGUGUGAUCACAUAUACUUGAUUGCUGUUUUUUUUUGUUUUUUUUGUCAGCUCAAGGUGGCAAAUGAUGGAGCUUUGAAUACGAUUUUUACAGCAAGUUGGCAGUUUGUAUCUCCAGCCUGUCUUCCAAUCACAGCAUUAAGUGACCGUUGUGACCAGGUGCCUUAUUUAUGAAAUGUAAUGUAAACGAAUGUGUUGCUAAAUGUGAAACCUCCCCCUUCUCCCGUUGCAGGAGAGCCAUUCAUUCAGUCACUUUCCCCCCGGAGCCAGUGCAAACUGUUUCUCUUCCACACUUCGUCUGCAAACUCACACUUUCUCAACGACAUUCAGAUUUUCUGACUCAGUCUUCUCUGACAAGUUUGUUUUUACCCCUUUUCUCCUUUUCUUUUUCUCCCAAAGCAUUAACACAGAAUUGUUCCUGUUGUAGCUGUUGGAUGUUGAGUUCUCUGCGUGCGUCAUGACAAGUGUCUAUUAUUUGCUGUCCGGGGUCAGAUGUCAUGACUCUGACCCAAUCCCAUCCACUGUCGCCUCUGGGGAUUUUACCUGCUUUUGCACGGGUGAAAAUCCCACAUGGAGACAAGUUUCAAUGCAGCGCAGAAGCCCAGCUCUCUAUUUAUUCAGCUGAUCUUUGACUUGACCGACACUUUCAGUACUAUAAGGACCAUUUGGAUGACUUGGGGAUAUUGGCCUUUGUAUCCCUCUAAGAACAGUGAUUCCUCAGAGCAGAACAAAGGCCUGACAUUAAUGAACUUCAUGGCCUGUUGAGCAUUAACAGCACGUCGAAGAGGGAGAAUUCCUUGCCAGGAAUUUUCACAAGCUGGUUUUGUAAUUUUGUGUUGCAGUUUUAUGAUAUGUGUAUUUUAUUGUCACUGGUUGUUGGGCGAGUUCUCAGAAUGUGAAGCUUCCUUUCACAAUAGUAAGUUACAUGAGCAUAUUGUCAAAGAAAAAAAACAAUUUUAGGACAGUGUUAUCUUUUUUAUUAUUAUUAUGGCCAUUUCCUAUAAGAAGAUAAAUCAUCUGUAAAUGCAAAACAGGUCCACCAUGUUUUUAUUGUUAUUUAAGAACUCCAUGUAGGCUAAUGAAUUUAGCUAAUCUAAAACAACCCACCAAAUAUCAAACUUGAACAUGUUUAUUCUUUACAGUUGCUAUUUAAAGAUUUUGAUUUUUGUAUAUUAGAAAGAAAUACUUGCUUUAUUUGUGGUAAUCCCAAGAAUGAUACAUCUUUAUGUUCAGAACUUUGUAUUUUUGCUGGAAUUGAUAUAAA
Menidia menidia (Atlantic silverside) is the source of this 8186-nucleotide messenger RNA. Lineage: Eukaryota; Metazoa; Chordata; Actinopteri; Atheriniformes; Atherinopsidae. The record is from the annotation of a GenBank genome assembly.